AAUAUUGGUAUUAUUCUGGCAGGUGCCCUGCUUCCACUUGAAAAAUAACUAUUAAACACAUUAUUUAUUGAAACGUUUUAGAAGUUUAUUAUAAAAAUGAGCAAAGCAGCUAAUGCGCCUGCUAAGCGUGGACGGGGGAAAGAUAACGAUAGUGAUGCUGGCACUGACGAUCAAGGAGUAGUUGGAACUUUUGAAACACUUCGCGAUGAGGGUGAGCACUUUGUGCACGUUAAACAGUAUGAAAAAGCCAUUGAGAGCUUUACUAAGGCCCUGGAGAUGAAAGCUGGGGAUAAAACAUGUUUAGUUGUUAGAUCAAAGUGCUAUCUUAUGCUGGGCAAUGCAGAAAAAGCUUUAGCUGAUGCUGAAGCAGCAUUAGAACAAGAUGAAGAUGGCAAAAGAGAUAUAAGAGCUUUGAAUAUGAAAGCUGAAGCGUUGUAUCAAAAAGGAGACUUUGAAAGUGCAUUAGUGUUUUAUCACAGAGGAAACAAGUUAAGACCAGAACUUCAAGAAUUUAGAUUAGGCAUUCAAAAAUGUGAAGAAGCAAUAGACAACAGCAUAGGAACUCCUAAUGCAGUACACUUGGAAGCUACCGGGGAUCUUUCAUACUUUUACAAACAAAAUGAAAAUCAAAAAAAUAAGCAAAAGAAACAACAAAAGGGCUACACUAAAGUCAAUCAGCCAGCUAAGAAAGAGGAAAAGAAAGAACGUCAACGACCCCAAGAAGGCACCAAUUCAAAAACAACAAAAGAAUUGUUAGGAGAACUGUAUAAAGAUAAAGAAUACUUAGAAAAACUUUUUGAUUGUUUAUCAAACAAUGGAAACCAAACAGACGAUUACAUCAAAGGCAGGGCUUGUGAUGGAUUAGAAUACUUAAAUAGUAGAUCAGAUUUUUGGAGACAACAGAAACCAAUGUAUGCUAGAAAACGGGAAAAGCAGUCACGGUCCGCUAAAGGAUCUGCUGGUCCAAGGGGUACUGAUCCAAUGAAGUAUGUCCUUCAGAAGCUAGAGGAAAUAGAUGAAGCUCAAUCUGAAGGUAGAUACCAAGAUAGUUUAGAUAAAUGUAAACACACACUGAAGAGGGUUGAAGCUAUGCCAGAAGGUUCUCUUAAGAAUAAACCAGAUGUUAUUGCAAACUUGUACAGCUCAAUGGGAAAUGCAUAUUUAGAAAUGGGGAAAUAUUCACAAGCCCUCGAUUAUCACAACAAAGACCUAAACAUUGCAAAAGACAAUCAGCUGGAAGAGGCUGAAUCUAGAGCUCUUGACAAUUUGGGUAGAACAAAUGCCAAAAUGGGAGAAUUUGCAGAAGCUAUUGAGAUAUGGAAACAAAAAGUACCAAAAAGCAAAUCUUCAUUGGAAAGAACAUGGUUAUAUCAUGAGAUUGGUCGCUGUCAUUUAGAGCUAGGGGAGUACAAUGAGGCCAAGGAUUAUGGAGAAAAAUCUAUAGAUGCUGCAAAAGAUGCUGAUGAUGCAGGAUGGCAGCUUCAUGCACGAGUGCUAGUUGCACAGUCCGAAGUGAAAUGUGAGAACUAUGAAGCAGCAUCAGACUCAUUUACUUUGGCUCUUGAACUAGCAGAAAAUCAAAAUGAUAAAGCUAUCAAAAAAGCUUUAGAAGAGGUCAAUGCUAAAAUUGUAAAAAAUAACAAAGAAGGUGAAGAAGAUGAGCAUGCAGAUAAUGGUAGGAGUUCACAUAAUGAACACAGAGAUUCAGAUAAUGAGAAGAAAGAUUCUGACAAAGAAGGCAAAAGAUCUCCAGCUAGAAGUCCUAGUCCCAAAGGUAAAGACAAAAAAAAUAAAGAUUCAAAAGGAAAAAAUAAAAAAUGAGGUAAAAAUGAUUAGAAAAUAUUUAAAUUAAGAAAAUAAAACAGAUGAAAUAGACAGCAGCAACAAUGAAAGUCAUGUCUAAUGGAUCCUUCUGGAUUGCUACAAAAAUUAAGGAAAUGAAUUUUCUUUAAGUUUUUCCCUGAUAAUUUAAAACAACAAAACUUAAAAUGGUAUCAAGUGUACUGCUAAUUUAUGUAGAAAGAUUACAAAAUUGUUUUAACUUUAUUGCAGUGCUGAGCCCAUCAGUAUUAUUAAAUCUGGUGUACAGUUUCAUUACAAACAUAUUUUGUUGACUCUUAUCAAAGACUUAUUAUUAAAACCCGUAUUUUUAUUAUGUUAAGCUUUUUUUCAAAUAGUUUAUAUGGUUAAGGGGUUUUAACUAAACUUUGAAUAAUUCUAUAUAAGGUGUUCCAACUUUGAUAAUAAAAUGUUUUUACUUUAUUAACUUUUUUUGUAACAACUUUUUUAUCAUUCCAAACUUGUGUAGACUUAGAAAUCUAUUCUGGAAAAAAAUGUUUGAUAAAUUAUAAAGAUACCUAUAUUUAGAAAUAGGUAUUACUUUGCAAAUGUGUUUUUACCCAAUACAUUUUUCAUGAAGCAAAAUUAUCAGCAUGCACAUAUAUACAUAAAAUAUGUGAUUUAGUUAGACAUUAAACAAAUUAAAUACAUCCAAAUAAGAAUUUUGAGGGGACUAAUGUCAUAAAACAAAUGUUAAUUAAAGUACUUUCUAUUUUCAUAAAUGA
Physella acuta is the source of this 2564-nucleotide messenger RNA. RefSeq names its product outer dynein arm-docking complex subunit 4-like. Gene Ontology annotation, cellular component: cytoplasm. Gene Ontology annotation, molecular function: protein binding. The record is from RefSeq and is a predicted model, not a curated record. NCBI's taxonomy places the organism in Eukaryota, Metazoa, Mollusca, Gastropoda, Physidae.